Elephantulus edwardii (Cape elephant shrew) is the source of this 1542-nucleotide messenger RNA. RefSeq names its product forkhead box N4 (gene FOXN4). Bases 1 to 1542 code for a protein of 513 amino acids. Gene Ontology annotation, biological process: regulation of transcription by RNA polymerase II. The transcript is spliced from 9 exons. Lineage: Eukaryota; Metazoa; Chordata; Mammalia; Macroscelidea; Macroscelididae. The record is from RefSeq and is a predicted model, not a curated record. Gene Ontology annotation, molecular function: transcription cis-regulatory region binding; DNA-binding transcription factor activity, RNA polymerase II-specific.
AUGAUAGAUAGUGACAUUUCAUCCAUAAUGUCAGGAAUUAUUCGGAACUCCGGGCCAAACCACCACCCCUCUCCCCAGGAAUACAGGCUCCCAGCCACCUCCAGUGACGAUGACCUGCCCGGAGAUCUGCAGUCGCUGUCGUGGCUCACGGCCGUUAAUGUCCCGCGGCUGCAGCAGAUGGCAAGUGGCCGUGUGGACGUGGGUGGCCCCGGUGCCCCCUGCCCACAUCCAGGUGCCUUGGCGGGGGCAGCUGACCUGCACCUGGGAGCCACCGUGAGUCCCCUGCUCCAUGGAGCUGCUGGUAUGGCAUCCCCAGGCAUCCUGGGCCUGGGCCCCCUGGCUAACCACGGAGCCAGUAUGAGCUCGUUUCCGGUGGGAGGCCGAGCGUCCGCGGGUCUGCAUGAGCCGCAGCUUUACCCACCAGCCUCACAGCAGCACUUCCCACUCCCCCAGGACCAGCAGUGCCCCACCGCCAGCCUGUACGGUUCCCCAUUUGGGGCACGGCCUGCCUACCCCCAGGCCCGGGUGGCCAUGCACUCGACUCAGGAAUUGCACCCCAAACACUACCCCAAGCCCAUCUAUUCUUACAGCUGCCUCAUUGCCAUGGCUCUGAAGAACAGCAAGACAGGGAGCCUGCCUGUGAGUGAGAUCUACAGCUUCAUGAAGGAGCACUUCCCCUACUUUAAGACGGCGCCUGACGGCUGGAAGAACUCAGUGCGUCACAACCUGUCCCUGAACAAGUGCUUCGAGAAGGUGGAGAACAAGAUGAGCGGCUCCUCGCGCAAAGGGUGCCUGUGGGCCCUGAACCUGGCCCGCAUCGACAAGAUGGAGGAGGAGAUGCACAAGUGGAAGAGGAAGGACCUGGCCGCCAUCCACCGGAGCAUGGCCAACCCUGAGGAACUGGACAAGCUGAUCUCCGACCGGCCAGAGAGCUGCCGGCGCCCCGGGAAGCUGGGAGAGCCAGAGACCUCCAUGCUGACCACGGUGGCCAUGGCCCAUGGCUGUCUGGCUGUCUCCCAGCUCCCGCCCCAGCCCCUGAUGACCCUGUCCCUGCAGUCUGUCCCCCUCCACCACCAGCCCCAGCCCCAGGCCCACCUGGGCCCUGACUCCCCGGCCCCAGCCCAGACCCCUCCCCUGCGCGUCCUGCCCGACCACCUGAGCCCAAGCCCCCUAGCCCACCCGGCAGUGGCGAGGGCUCCGGUGGACUUCAUCAACAUCUCCACCGACGUGACCCCCGAGGUGGACGCCCUGGAUCCCAGCAUCAUGGACUUCGCUCUGCAGGGAAACCUCUGGGAGGAAAUGAAGGAUGAGGGCUUCAGCCUGGAUGCCCUGGGGACCUUCGGAGACUCCCCACUUGACUGUGACAUGGGGGGCCCGGGCCUGACCUCUGUCUCCGGCGGUAGUGACCAGUCCUUUUCAGACUUGCAAGUGACAGGUCUCUAUGCUGCAUACUCUGCCCCAGACAGCGUGGCCUCCUCAGCCUCCACCACCUCAUCCCAGUACCUGGGCACCCCAGGGAACAAGCCCAUCGCCCUGCUGUAA